Mucor velutinosus is the source of this 1143-nucleotide messenger RNA. RefSeq lists its product as uncharacterized. NCBI's taxonomy places the organism in Eukaryota, Fungi, Mucoromycota, Mucoromycetes, Mucorales, Mucoraceae. The coding region runs from base 1 to 1143 and encodes 380 amino acids. The transcript is spliced from 6 exons. The record is from RefSeq and is a predicted model, not a curated record.
AUGAGCUCUCAAAAAGACAAUGCGAUCGAUGAAGAGCUGUUCCAGUUCUAUCUUCAGUUUCGUUUGCGUCAGAUCCAGAAGAACAUGCUGCUCUGGGAAGACAACAGUGAAAAGGAAGUCUUGGUAAACAUACUAACCAACUGCCAGCAUGUCAACGGAAACACGCUACGAAUGAUAGUUAACGACAUAUUUGACAAGUCGGUUCAAACAUUUACCUAUGAUAAACCUCUAGCGACAAAAUCAGUGGCUGUCAGUGAUGGAGAAAAGAGAGAACACAGCAAAAGCCACGCUGAGUCUAGCAAGGCAACUCUUGAUUGUAAUCAACCCAGCCCUCUACAUGAUGAUACAGACUGUGAAUAUGAUGAUACUACAGAAUCAGUUCAGAACGGCGAAUCAUCAGUCUAUUCAGAUUCAGCAGGCAGCGAAGAAAUCAGAAAGAAGAGGCCCAGAGUAAUCAGCAUUGAGUCCUCUGUCCCUCUAGUUCUUCAACACUUGAUUACAAAGAGCUCAAGUACAGAUUUGGAAGCCAUGCUCAGCAACUUGCAAGUAACCAAAGACAUCUUUCGCUCAAGAAUGAACAUAAUAAAGAACACUUUCAAGAUCCAUUACACCCCUCGCAGUGCAUCCAGCUUCUCCACCAUCCCCAAAUGCAGAUUUGAAAUAAUCAACCAGUUCAGCUAUAAAAGUCCCAUGGGCCAAUGCCAAUUGAACAUGAUUGCCUAUCAGCUUGGAAAGAUUGAAGAGAUGGAAAAGGAGGUAUUUUCAAUCAAGCAAGUGAGAAAAAACCGAUUGCGAUAUUAUCAGGAUUUGAGUGUGAGUCUGAAUGAGCCUAGGCUAGCAUACGCUUCUCAUUUACAGGAUUUUCCUCGACACUGUGAAAGAGCCUUGUACUUUGUCAGAAACCUUGGGGCUUAUGUCCUCUUUAUGCCAGAGGUAUUGCCACCUAAAACAUAUAAAAGGAUACAAAAUACAUCUAUCCCAGUACUGAAAGCCUACUUGCAAGGCAAAUGCUAUCAAUUCAAAGACAUUGCGCGAUAUGAUAACAAGGACAAAUUGAUUGUAUCUGCUAGCACUGGCGAUCUAAGCAAAUUCCAAAAGAAGGGCAAACCAUAUUACUGCCGAUUUGUGGAUUUCUCUUUAUAA